UCCCCCAUCACUCGAAUCCGAACCCGCUUCCACAAAACGCCCCCUCCCCGCAGAAUCCUCUCGCUCUCUCUCUCUCUCUCUCUCUCCAGAGAACUCUCGUCACUCCGGUCUCAGAAGUAGAAGAGGAAGGGAAAGAGGAGGAGACAUGGGUCCUGCGAGAGACAGCAAAGCGCCGAAGAGGGACGGAUCGAACCGUUUGGGUUCUCUAGGGGGGGCGGAGGGGCCGGAGACAAGGCCCGCGUUCACCGUUGACGGCGCCGACGAGGACGAGUGCCUGCGCCGGUCGGACGUGCUCUCCCGGGAGGAGGUGCUACGCCGCCGCGCCCGCCGGCUGAAGCAGCUUGCCGGAUGCCACAGCCGCCAGUACUGGGCCCUGAUGGAGGAGGUGAGGGUGAAGCACCGGGAUUACUAUUGGGAGCACGGUGUGAGCCCCUUCGAGGAGGGCGAGGAGGAUGGGGACGGUGGUGGUGGGAGAGGGCGGGAGGCGGGGGAGAAUGGUGGGGCGGUCGGUGGGGCCGUUGAGGGGAGGGAGGAUAAUAGGAUGGCCAGGGUCGGGGUAGGGUUAGGGUUAGGGUUCGGGAAAGGGGAGGGUAGCGGUGGGAGGAGGGGGGAAAGGAACCGGUGCGCGUUUGCUGGGUGCAAAUCGAAGGCGAUGCCUUUGACCAGGUUUUGCCAUCCGCAUAUAUUGGCGGACAAGAAGCAGACGCUUUACAAGGCCUGCAGUUAUGUGACGAGGAGUGGGCAAAGUGGGCCAAUUACCUGUGGAAAGCCAGUUCUCAGAGUUGCUGUCCCCUCCCUCUGUCAGGUCCACUUUCAGAAGACUCAGAAAAGCAUCACACAAGCUUUGAAAAGGGCUGGACAUAACGUUUCAAGCAGGCCUGCCCCUAAAUUCAGUAUUCUAAUCGCUGAAUACAUUCACCAAAUUCAAUCAAGAAGAAGAGACGCAGUGAAUUCUGCUAUGGGUGGCAUUGAGCAUUAGGAUUGAAUUAUUUUUAUAUGAUUUUAUUCGUGACUGCUUUUUAGCCUCCACUCAUGGCAAAGAAUCACUUCAUUCUGGUUCUGGUCUGAACAUCAUCAUGGUGAAAACAGCAGUUCUGCUCAUUGAUACAUUUUGAAUAUAACUAAAGAUAUAUUGCAGGCUUUCUACAGGAAGCUGGAUAUGAACAAAGAUGGUCUUAGAUCUUAUUAAUAUAGCAAGAAAUUUGUUUCAUGUGUAUGAUGCUUUGUGAUAUGGGCUGCAAAAGACCCUUUAUUGUUAUGGAAGCUGUGGAAUCCUUGGAUAUACCUGGUUUGUUAGUGCUCUUUGGUCUAUAUGCUGCUAGGGAACUGAGCUCAAGGUUUUUCUGCCACAUUGAAGCAGAUGGAUAUUAAUUUGGUUGUUUCGUGGUAGAGAGGAUUUGCUAUAACGGAAAGGCUUCUUAUUUACCAUGCUGCAGGAUCAGAGCUCAAUGGCCGGAUCACAAGUGUGACGCUGUUGGUGUGGUGUAUGGUUUACUGUAUUUAUUAACCUUUGUACUUCUGGCUGUUGGGUGGUACAAUUCAUGUUAUCAGGUUCGGAUUGCCUAGCGAGAGUGGUUCACUAAAUUUGUCAUACUGCUCGAGUUGUAUAUAUUUGUUCCCAUUAAAAUUAGACAUGGCAAAUGUAAAUGUCUUUAGAUUGUUACCUUUUUUUUUUCAAAUCGUUCUAAACAUCCAGAAAUCUGCAACUUAUCGAGCUUUGGUUGUAUCUAAGCAUCAGAAUAACAUUAUCUGCAACUUAUCGUGCUUUGGUUGUAUCUAAGCAUCAGAAUAACAUUUGCCCCCUUC
Molecule: messenger RNA, 1806 nt
Organism: Musa acuminata AAA Group (dessert banana)
Lineage: Eukaryota; Viridiplantae; Streptophyta; Magnoliopsida; Zingiberales; Musaceae
Exons: 4
Coding region: 146-979 (277 amino acids)
Cellular component (GO): NSL complex
Source: RefSeq, a predicted model, not a curated record